Molecule: messenger RNA, 2974 nt
Organism: Pteropus alecto (black flying fox)
Lineage: Eukaryota; Metazoa; Chordata; Mammalia; Chiroptera; Pteropodidae
Gene: ZNF526
Product: zinc finger protein 526
Exons: 3
Coding region: 324-2348 (674 amino acids)
Source: RefSeq, a predicted model, not a curated record
GUGGAUAGUAAGGGGUCCCGCACGCCACAAGCAGAGGGUCUGUGUCAAGAGCGGCGGUGGCUGCAGGAGGCGAGAGAGAAGGAAGAAGGAAAGGUGCUGCCCAAAGAGGGCACUGAACAGGCUGGAAAGGGUGUGACUGGUCCUCUGGGUAAAGAGCGCAGCAGCAUCAGAGGCCAGACUGAGGAGGGCUGUCUCUCUCCUGUAGAUGCCUGGCCGCCGUGGGGCAUGUGUCAGCUUCAGAGGCACAGGCUCAUUGAAGACUGAGGCAUAAACACUGGAUCCUGACUUGCUUACUGAUAGAGUCUGGCACUGUCUUCCCUGGUAUGGCAGAGGUGGUGGCUGAGGUGGCUGACAUGGCCGAGAUGCCGACACAGAUGUCACCAGGAGCCGUGGAGAUGUCAAUACCGAUGUUCGGGGAGAUGACAGAAAUGUCAACAGAGUUGGCUGAAUUGAAACCUGGGGAGGCCCUUGCCUCAUCCCUCUUCUUCCAGCACCACCAGUUCAUGUGCUCUGAGUGUGGCAGCCUCUAUAACACACUGGAGGAAGUCAUCUCACACCAGGAGCAGCAUGUGCCCACUGGCACAGAGGAGGAGGCGCUGACUACCCUGGACACUGGCCUGGAGCCAGAACUAGUGCCAGGUACUGAGGAUGGGCCUUUCCAGUGUGGUGAGUGCAGCCAGCUCAUCCUUUCCCGCUGCGAGCUCCUGGCCCACCAGGACACCCACCUCCGGGAGUCUGCAAGCCAGAUCCAGUACCAGUGUGGGGACUGCCAGGAGCUAUUCCCCUCGCCCGAGCUGUGGGUGGCUCAUAGAAAAGCCCAUCACCUUCCCAGUGCAGCAGCCGAACCACCAGUGCCGCCUCCUCUGCCUCCCCCAACACCACCACCUCCACCCCCUGCUCCACCCGAAGUCAGGAUGGAGCCAUACGAGUGUCCUGAGUGUUGUACCCUCUGUGCCACCCCUGAGGAGUUCUUGGAGCACCAAGGCACCCACUUUGACUCCCUAGAGAAAGAGGAGUGCAAUGGCCUAGAAGAGGAGGAGGAAGAUGAGGAGGAUGAAGAUGAUGAAGAGACAGAGGACGAGGAGUCAGCGGCGCCAGUGGCAGAGGUUGGUGGCAGUACUGUGGGAGGUGACAAGUCCAUGGCCGGCUGGGCCCAGGGCUGUGGGGAUUGUCCUCAACACUGGACUUCAGCAGGGGCGCGCCGGCGACACCGGCGGACAUCCCGUGCCUCAGCAUCAGCGGCCCACCCCUUCCGCUGUAGCCAGUGCCAGCGCAGCUUUAGCUCAGCAAACCGGCUGCUGGCUCAUGGGCGGGCCCACGUUGGUGGCACACACGAGUGUCCAACCUGCUUCAAGGUCUUCAAGAAAGCAGCUUCACUGGAGCAGCACCUGCGGCUGCACCGUGGGGAAGCCCGCUAUCUCUGCAUGGACUGUGGUCGUGGCUUCAGCACAGAACUCACGUUGGUGGCCCACCGGCGGGCCCACACCGCCAACCCAUUGCAUCGCUGCCGCUGCGGCAAGACAUUCAGCAACAUGACCAAGUUCCUCUACCACCGGCGCACCCAUGCAGGCAAGAGCGGGGCGCCCCCCACUGCAGCAGCAGCCUCCCCAGCUCCAGCCAAGCCCCCACCCCCGCCUCCACCCCCAGCUCCUCCUGCCCAGCUACCUUGCCCUCAGUGCUCCAAGUCCUUUGCCUCAGCCUCCCGCCUCUCCCGGCACCGGCGCACAGUUCACGGGCCCCCUGAGCGGCGACACUGCUGCGGGGUUUGCGGCAAGGGCUUCAAGAAGCUGGUCCAUGUGCACAACCACCUGCGGACACACACAGGCGAGAGGCCCUUCCAGUGCCACUCCUGUGGCAAGACCUUUGCUUCUCUGGCCAACCUCAGCCGCCACCAGCUGACCCACACAGGCGUGCGUCCCUACCAGUGCCUGGACUGUGGCAAGCGCUUCACACAGAGCUCUAACCUGCAGCAGCACCGGAGGCUGCACUUGCGGCCGGUGGCGUUCGCCCGCGCACCCCGUCUCCCCAUUACUGGUCUCUACAACAAGAGCCCCUACUACUGCGGGACCUGCGGCCGCUGGUUCCGAGCCAUGGCGGGCCUGCGACUGCAUCAGCGGGUCCAUGCCCGAGCUCGGACGAUGGCUCUGCAGCCCAGAUCACCGCCUUCUGACCCACCCCCGCCUCCUGAGCCUCAGCAGACUAUCAUGUGCACCGAGCUCGGGGAGACCAUCGCCAUCAUCGAGACGUCCCAGCCACUGGCACUUGAAGACACGCUGCAGCUGUGCCAGGCAGCACUGGGGGCCAGUGAAGCAAGUGGGCUGUUGCAGUUGGACACGGCCUUUGUGUGACACAGCUAAGCGUAACAAUAAGUUUGGUGGCAACAGCAAGUGUGGGUACCUGUGAGGAAAAAAGGGACUACCCCCUGGCAAGCCACUCUGGCCCCCACCGGGUACCAGGAUCCACCCUGACAUCUUACCCACUGACUCCUCAGAACAGCCCUGCCAGGUUUCUCAUCACCUUUUUCUGCCCGAGGGGAGACUAAAGGUCUGAGAUGUGAGAACUCAGGUCACCCCAUUGCAUUGCAAAGCAGAGUUUGCCAAGGCUCUUUGCUCUGUAUCACCCUCCUAUCCAGCGACACCAGGUAACCCUUCCUGAGCCCCAGCUGUGUGCCAGGUCUGUGCUGGGCACUGUUCCAUACCUCUUCAGGUUCUCUGCUUGUCCCCCCAGCCCUAAUGUUUUCUGGACUCUAGGCACCCAGGACUCGGCUCUGCCUGGUGGAGGAAGACACUUGACUUCUCUGGGCUUCCUUAACCUCAUUUUUGACCCAUGUGGAAGAAAACCCUAUAAGUGCCCAGGUGCACAGCUGCAGACUGGGUGAUGCCGGAGACACAGGAGUGAGUCAGACACGGGCUCUGCCCAGGAGGCCCACAGUGUGAUAGGAACACGCACAAGUACAGAUGGCCUUGCUCUCUGA